AUGGGCCGCCUGCUGGCCCUGACUGUUGCCUACCUGGCCUACCUGCUGGCCGCCGUGAUCGGCUCAGAUCGCCAACAGCACCACGUGCAGCACGGCCCCUGCACCUACACCUUUAUCCUCCCCGAGGUGGAGCACUGCCAUCCCCUGAAAGACUUUGAGGUCACUAACACGCUCCAGAGGGACUCCCCGCCACAAGUCGAGCCUGACGUGAGCCAAUCUAAGCAGGGUAAGGCCCAAAAAGAGAGGCCUUCCUGGCAGGAGAGGAAGCUGGAGAGUCUGGAGAGCGCCAUGGAGAAUAAUACCCUGUGGUUGCAGAAGCUGGAGAACUUCAUCCAGGAGAAUGUGCGCUCUGGGAUGGAGGAAAUGAAGAGAACUGCGGUACACACCCAGACAGCUGCCAUGCUGGAGAUGGGGACCAACCUCCUCAGCCAAUCAGCGGAGCAGACUCGCAAACUGACAGAUGUUGAAACCCAGGUUUUAAACCAGACAAGUCGCCUGGAGAUCCAGCUGCUGGAGUACUCGCUCUUCACUAACCGGUUGGAGAAACAUAUUCUCCUGCAGACUCAGGAAAUCUCACGCCUCAGUGAUAAAAACAGUUUUCUGGAGCAGAGGCUCUUAGCGCUGGAGGCUCGGUACGGGCGGGAGUUGCAGGGCUUGCAGAGUGAAAAGCAGCAGCUUCAGGAGCUUCUGGAGAGGCAGAGUGAUCUGGUCAGUCAGCUCCAGGGUGAGCUGGGCAGCUCCACACUCAACAGCACUCUACUACAGAGACAGCAGGCUGUGCUCACAGACACUGUUCAGCAGCUGCUGGCUAUGGUCAACCACUGCAAUGAAAUCUCCAAUAUGCCCAAGGAGGAGCCACUUAGUUUCAGGGACUGUGCGGAGAUCCUGCGAUCUGGAGUGACAGAGAGUGGAAUAUAUAGCAUACGCCUCCCCAACUCCACCCAGACUGUCAAGGUUUUCUGUGAUAUGAAGACUAGAGGUGGAGGGUGGACAGUGCUGCAGCAUCGCAGAAAUGGAUCUGUUGACUUCCAUCGCGGGUGGAGGGACUACAAAAUGGGCUUUGGAGAGCUGUCUGGGGAACACUGGCUGGGAAAUGAUAUCAUCCACAAGCUCACCAGCUCUCAGGAAUACAGUCUGCACGUCCAGCUAAAAGACAGAGAAGGGAAUGAGGCCUACUCACAUUAUGAUCGCUUCUACAUAGAUGGAGAGGACAACAACUACAGCCUUCAUGCCGAGGGCUUCAGUGGCACAGCUGGACGGACCAGCAGCCUCACCCACACUGGCACCCAGUUCAGCACCAAGGACAGAGACAACGACCGCUGCACCUGCAAGUGUGCCCAGCUCGCAUCUGGAGGUUGGUGGUUUGAAGCUUGUGGUCCAUCCAACCUGAAUGGCAUAUACUACCCCAUCUCAUCCAGUGUGGUUCGCUACAACGGUAUUAAGUGGUACUAUUGGAAGGGUCCAAAUCUGAUGGCUACUAUGACAACCAUGAUGGUGCGCCCGGCAAACUUGUGAUGGCAUGGCUCGCUCUUGAUGUUAUAUUAUGAAGUGGAUGUAAUCCCUAAUGAAUAUAAUGAACAAUACCCAGGAAAUGGUACAUUUUGGAAGAACAUUUUUUAUCAGACUGUUGAUGUUUUUAGCUUUUGGACAUCUUGAAUGGGUGCUUUAGCACUGGCUUGAGUAUAUAUACAGACUCUCAGCAAAUGACUGUGCUUUUAGCGAAUUUCUGAGUGAGGAAUUCCACUCACACAAUCUAUUCAAACCAGUGCCCAAACUAUAUUUUAGUAAGGAUUGUUCAGCUGAGAGAGAGGUGGGAGCUAGAGGGUAUGAGCUUUGCUAUACAGAUGACAAUAUAGUACAAGAACACAACUAAUCCAAUCAAAUGAUGCAGUUACAUAAAAUAAAAUUAAUACAAUACAAUUAAUAAACAGAUUAACCUUUGGAAACACUUCAUAGCAAUACUUUUUUUGUUUUUAAAAUAUGAAAAUGUAUGUUGUGUCUUAUUUUGUCUGUUUGCUGUAAAUUAUUUAAGCAAUGUGAUCAAACAGCCAUGUUUCACAGCUAUAGCUAGCUUGCAGAAUGUCAACAUUUUAAAAAUAUACUCAAGUUGUUUUUUGCCAAAGUUCUGACAUUGAGGAUCAAACUAUUGUAAAAAUGUUAUGAGAUUUUGUUUGAUAUUUUACAGUGAAUGUGGAUCUUGCUAUGUACAGUAUAUGUAUGACUAAUAUUAAGCAGUAGUCCUGUGCAAUGCCCUGGUUGUAACUUUAUUCCAGUUUCAUCACUGAGCUAUAAAGCAUCAGUACUUCUUUAAAACUGUCGUUCCAUCCAUACACAAUAUAAUGUAAGAUAACCUACAGGGACUUCAAUGGUUUACCACUGUUAGUAAAACAACACCAUAAAGAACAGCAACAAUAACAGGCUUUGCCCUUUGCUGCAUCUUCCAAAGGCCUUUCCAGUCACACCUCUCAUAAAAAACUUUAUUUGUGAAAGAUCUCACUCAUAAUAGUAAAUCAUACACUUUCACUGUGAUCUACUUUCAAAAAUGAAACAUUUGUAAUAACAUCUGGGAAUAAAGCUGUAAAUUCAAUUUUUACUUUGUUAGAACAAUAAAACCAUGUAUAGCCUGUGGUGCCUAUAAUCCACAGUGCCAGGUGCUUGUUGCCAUGUAAGAUACAUAAACUACAAUGAGCCGCACAUGCUGGACUCAAGAAGUCAGAUGGAGACAGCCUUGCACCAUUGAUCUGAUGAAUCAUCCAAUAACGCUGUUCCCCGUGGUACCCAUUAGAGAGCGGAUGGGUUUCACCUCGACUAACAGUGACCUGGAUGUACAGGUGUACACUGGGGAUGGCAGCCGUUGCUAACUGGAAGACAUUGGCUGGCCAUGUCUACAACCUCUGCUAAUUGUUGCGCUUCAUCAAUGACAGAAACAACACCUCUCACCUCCUUUGUCUAAUCUAUCUCCGAAGUGUGAUUCAUUUCUGACUGACAGCUGCAAAUGUAAUACAACUGCAGAAAUGAGACAAUCAGCUUAAUGAACUGUGAGGGUGGUUUGACUUUUUAUUCCAGUGAGUGUCAA
Messenger RNA from Thunnus maccoyii (southern bluefin tuna), 3076 nucleotides. It is a transcript of the gene angpt2b, whose product is annotated as angiopoietin 2b. The record is from RefSeq and is a predicted model, not a curated record. Lineage: Eukaryota; Metazoa; Chordata; Actinopteri; Scombriformes; Scombridae. Gene Ontology annotation, biological process: Tie signaling pathway. Gene Ontology annotation, molecular function: receptor tyrosine kinase binding. Bases 1 to 1515 code for a protein of 504 amino acids. The transcript has 9 exons.